GACGAAACAUCAGAGUCGUUUUAAGAGUCGUUGCUGGAACUUGUCGCCGAGAAGUAUGACGCAACCGAUGCUCGUGCUGCUGCUCAUCGGGACGUUUCUGCACCCGGCCCCGAGUGACUCCUUACAGAGCCACCCCGAACCCGCGCUGGAGGACGCCAUGGGAGCUCUAGAAAGGGUGCUGGACUACUGUGAACACAACUACAGGAUAUUAAACCUGGAUGCUGUGAUAGGAAUCCGUAUGGUGGACGGGCAGCUCACCGUGUUGUUACGGCGGCUGCGGGCGGGCAGGGUGCAGGCCGAGCCCGAGCAGAUCCAGCAGAUCGCCUCGCUGCAGGAGCGGGCCGCUAGCCUGGCGGACAUGACUCUGCCUGAACUGGAGCGUCAGGACAAUGACUACUACAAACAACUAUCACCGAUCAUCCAGCCAGGGUUCUGGGAGAUUGACGUCACCGGCAGGACCACAGACUCCUCCCUCCUGUCCCCGCCCUCCAUACCACGUGACCACCCGUUCGACGAAGACGACAGCGACAGAUGUCUGUCGGAGCUCCUGGGUACCGUGUAA
Messenger RNA from Branchiostoma belcheri (Belcher's lancelet), 562 nucleotides. Its product is annotated as UPF0764 protein C16orf89 homolog. NCBI's taxonomy places the organism in Eukaryota, Metazoa, Chordata, Leptocardii, Amphioxiformes, Branchiostomatidae. The record is from RefSeq and is a predicted model, not a curated record. The transcript has 4 exons. Gene Ontology annotation, cellular component: cytosol; membrane. The coding region runs from base 56 to 562 and encodes 168 amino acids.